CCAAGAUGUGGCUUCUCCCGCUGGUCCUGACCUCCCUCGCCUCUUCUGCAACUUGGGCAGGGCAGCCAGCCUCGCCGCCUGUUGUGGACACUGCCCAGGGCCGAGUCCUGGGGAAGUACGUCAGCUUAGAAGGCCUGGCACAGCCGGUGGCCGUCUUCCUGGGAGUCCCUUUUGCCAAGCCCCCUCUCGGAUCCUUGAGGUUUGCUCCGCCGCAGCCUGCAGAACCAUGGAGCUUCGUGAAGAACACCACCUCCUACCCUCCCAUGUGCUGCCAGGACCCAGUAGUGGAGCAGAUGACCUCAGAUCUAUUUACCAACGGAAAGGAGAGGCUCACUCUGGAGUUUUCUGAAGACUGUCUCUACCUAAAUAUUUACACCCCUGCUGACCUGACAAAGAGGGGCAGACUGCCGGUGAUGGUGUGGAUCCACGGAGGAGGCCUGGUGUUGGGCGGGGCACCAAUGUAUGAUGGGGUGGUGCUUGCUGCGCAUGAAAACGUGGUGGUGGUGGCCAUCCAGUACCGCCUGGGCAUCUGGGGAUUCUUCAGCACAGGGGAUGAACACAGCCGGGGCAACUGGGGUCACUUGGACCAGGUGGCCGCACUGCACUGGGUCCAGGAGAACAUCGCCAACUUUGGAGGCGACCCAGGCUCUGUGACCAUCUUUGGAGAGUCAGCAGGAGGGGAAAGUGUCUCUGUUCUGGUGUUGUCUCCCUUGGCCAAGAACCUCUUCCACCGGGCCAUCUCUGAGAGUGGCGUGGCCCUCACUGUUGCCCUGGUCAGGAAGGACAUGAAGGCUGCAGCUAAGCAAAUUGCUGUCCUUGCUGGGUGUAAAACCACCACCUCGGCUGUCUUUGUUCACUGCCUGCGCCAGAAGUCGGAGGACGAGCUCUUGGACUUAACGCUGAAGAUGAAAUUUUUAACUCUUGAUUUUCAUGGAGACCAAAGAGAGAGCCAUCCCUUCCUGCCCACUGUGGUGGAUGGAGUGCUGCUGCCCAAGAUGCCUGAAGAGAUUCUGGCUGAGAAGGAUUUCAACACUGUCCCCUACAUCGUGGGAAUCAACAAGCAAGAGUUUGGCUGGCUUCUGCCAACGAUGAUGGGCUUCCCCCUCUCUGAAGGCAAGCUGGACCAGAAGACGGCCACGUCACUCCUGUGGAAGUCCUACCCCAUCGCUAACAUCCCUGAGGAACUGACUCCAGUGGCCACUGACAAGUAUUUGGGGGGGACAGACGACCCCGUCAAAAAGAAAGACCUGUUCCUGGACUUGAUGGGGGAUGUGGUGUUUGGUGUCCCAUCUGUGACGGUGGCCCGUCAACACAGAGGUG
Sus scrofa (pig) is the source of this 1320-nucleotide messenger RNA. Its product is annotated as liver carboxylesterase. NCBI's taxonomy places the organism in Eukaryota, Metazoa, Chordata, Mammalia, Artiodactyla, Suidae. The record is from RefSeq and is marked provisional.